UAUAUAUAUAUAUAUAUUAUAUAUGUAUUAAGACAAAGAGGCAGAGGAAGAACAGAGAGAGGCCAUUUGACAAUGGAUUCGACCGUGAUAACCAUUCCGGUUUCUGAACCACCAGUUGUUGGUCCUCCUACUAAAGAGAAAAAGAAAUUCAAACUUCCUAAAAUAUUUAAUACCAUUAUUUGCUUCAUCAAAGAUAAAAUCAGAAACAAGCAGGACAUGAGAAAGCUGAUUCAUAGCAUCAAGGUUGGAGUUUCUCUGGUUCUGGUUUCCUUUCUCUAUCUCCUUAAUCCUCUUUAUGAGCGAGUUGGAGAUAAUGCCAUGUGGGCAAUAAUGACUGUUGUGGUCGUCUUCGAGUUCUUCGCAGGAGCUACAGUUAGGAAAGGCUUAAACCGUGGAAUGGGAACCAUUUUAGGAGGAAGUUUAGGCUGUUUAGCAGCAGCUUUAGCUCAAAAAGUUGGUGGAAUCGGCGACUCCAUAAUCGUCUCCAUUUCUGUAUUUAUCUUUGGUGUUGCUGCAACAUACUUUCGAAUGAUUCCGAGCAUCAAGAAGAAAUACGAUUAUGGAGCAAUGAUAUUCCUCCUGACCUUCAAUCUGGUAGUGGUUUCUGGUAUACGUGCUGAGAAAGUUUUAGAAUUAGCCCGUGAACGCCUCUUGACCAUAGGUAUGGGUUUUGCCGUAUGCGUUUUCAUAAGCUUGUUGGUCUUCCCCACAUGGGCUAGCGAUGAACUUCACGACUCUAUAGCUUCCAACUUCCUACACCUUGCAACCUCCAUUGAAGGAUGCUUGGAUGAAUACUUCAAAGCAGUCGAAGAGAAAGAAAACCAACCCACUUCAAGUAUUAGCAAUUGCAAAUCGGUGUUGAAUUCCAAGUCCCAGGACGAAUCACUGGCAAAUUUUGCAAACUGGGAACCUUGGCAUGGCAAAUUUGGGCUUUACCAUCCAUGGGAUAAGUAUCUAAAAAUAGGAGAUCUUCUCAGAGAGCUAUCUGCUGCAAUUCUUUCCCUCAAAGACUGUCUGCGGUCUCCUAAGCAGCCUUCAUCAACUAUGAGACAGUCAAUUAGACAGCCAUGUGAAGCAGUUGGGGUUUCACUUGCAUGGACGCUAAAAGAGCUUGGAGAGAAUAUCAAGGAAAUGAAAAGAGUUCAGCAAGCGGAUAUGAUAGCACCAAAGUUGAAGUCAAUGAGUUUGGAGUUAAGCUCUGUGAUUUCUUCAUCAAAGCUAGAACAGCUUGAGAAUGUUGAUGGACUGGCCAUUGCUAGUUUUAUUUUCAUGCUGAUGGAGAUGGUGGAAAAGGUUGAAAAACUGGUAAAAGAGGUUGAAGAAUUUGGUGACCUUGCUGGUUUCAAGGAUCAAUAGGCCUAUGUAUGCCUUUUUAAUUUUCUUAACUAUGAGCAUGGUAUAUGGUGUACAUAACCAUUUGAGCCACUUUUUGGCUGCAAAAAUAUACCACUACUAAAAAUGCAUUUAAAAAAAAAAAAAAAAAAAAAAAAAGAGACAAAAAUGGCAGGGGGGUUUGAGGAUAUGCAUGUUGUUGGGAGGCUGGAAGUAAUCUUGAAACUUAUAGAGUCACUAGAUAUGUAUCCUUUAGCAAAUUAUGAAUCCACAUCAAAACCAUUUAUACUUGGAAAAUCCUGAUGGAGUUGUAGCUUUUUGCAACUAUUGCCACAAUAUAUUAGCCUUUUGGUACUUUUUUCC
Molecule: messenger RNA, 1695 nt
Organism: Ziziphus jujuba (common jujube)
Lineage: Eukaryota; Viridiplantae; Streptophyta; Magnoliopsida; Rosales; Rhamnaceae
Product: aluminum-activated malate transporter 8
Exons: 6
Coding region: 73-1356 (427 amino acids)
Biological process (GO): malate transport
Cellular component (GO): plant-type vacuole membrane
Source: RefSeq, a predicted model, not a curated record